Messenger RNA from Enterobius vermicularis (human pinworm), 2436 nucleotides. The record is from the annotation of a GenBank genome assembly. Lineage: Eukaryota; Metazoa; Nematoda; Chromadorea; Rhabditida; Oxyuridae.
AUGACCGAGAACAAUUCUGAAGAAUCUGAGUCAAAGUCUUUGGAUCUCUCUUCCGAUGUAGGCACUGCAGAAGAUUUUGAAGAACGAUGCUUCAAACUGCUUAAUGAAAUGACAGAUGAAGAAGAUGACCUUCAUGAGUUAAAUGAUUUGUGUAGAAUUGCAGCUUGUUUUCAUCGUUUCAGCCGUGGUUUGCUGCUGAGGUAUCCCACUUCUAAUGACUUUAGUGAUAUUAAUCCAAAUUACUUGCAAAAUUAUGGUUCUGUUCCAAAUUAUAAAUCAGCUUACAAGUCGUACGACUCAGACCUUACGACCGCUUUAAACCGUUUGGGGAAUUCUUCACAGUUCAAGGACAAUGAGGAAGCUUUAUCACACCUGUGUAGCACAUUUGGAUUUCUGUUCGUUCUUGCACCAAAGCCAACAACCUGGUCGGUCGUGAAUCACUGCCUUGAAAACAAACAGGUCGUGCCUAGUGUUUUGAAAGUUUUGCGGAAUUUGACCUCUGUGGUCCACCUUUCACUGAAUCCAGAGGGGAGUGAUAAUGUGGAUGCAGAAAAGCCACGUAUUCCGAUGAUUUUGUGUGCUUUAAGCCGUGUGCUGCGCGUAAAAAAGUUUAAGUUUUCUCGGGAGAUUCUGUUGGAUGGCGUUAAAAGUGAUAAUGAUUGGGACUUGUUCGUGUAUCUGGCGGUUUCUUUCACUCGGGAAAAGCGUAACGUUAUAAGAGAGAAAAUACCUGACGAAGGAGGUGUUGUCAGAGUUCAGGAAACUGUUGGAGAAGUCAUUUUGGAAAACGCUUUGUUGUCUGGAACAGCCGUACUGAAAGGAAUUGUUUUGCCAGAAAUCUUUGCGCGUCGUAAUGUAAUACCUAUGUUGGAAAUAAUGUAUAAGAUAGUUUCCUAUUUUCAAAGUGCUAAAAGUUCUGUUCUUCACUUGAUAGCUGAUUAUGAAAAAGAUUCCAGUAAUUACAACACAGUUUCUGCUCCUUUUUUGGCAAGGCUUUUGAUUGAUAUUUAUGGCGAAAAUUAUAGUGGAGACGAGACAGUUAAAAAGCUCUGUUUAAAAGCAUUGGCUGGUUUGGGACAGCGGCUAAGCAGUGAAAAGAUGACAUUUGAUACAAAAGUUGGUAAAGAAUUAUUAAGUUAUUUGAAUCGUUUUGACUGGGCUUUCAAAUAUGCUGUCGUUACUUGGCUCAGCAGCAGCCUUAUGGAUCCAAAGAGACAGAUCCCAACUGGUCUCUAUAAAGCUUUGCCAGAAGAAGAACGGAAGAAUUAUGAACAGAUUGUAGUUGACUUCGACUAUGUCCUCACGGAUUGUUUUUUCCGAUCUAUUUAUGAAUUAGUCAGUGUGGCACCGCCACUUGCUAUUGAGCUCAUUCAAAAAGGAUUCUCUGUUAAGCCCUCUGGAGACGAGUUGUUUGUUAAGAUAUCGUGUGAAUUUAUGAUAGCUGCAUCAGAUCAAGGAUGUGAAAGUGUCGAGAGGUUUAGCGCUCUUUAUGACACACUGAAAUGUUUAAUAAGAAGUCUUGACUUUCCCGUUGUACCAUUUAUACCACUUCCAAUCACAGAAAGUGCGAUGUAUGGAUUGCGUUUAAUAGAGCCCUUAGUUGUCCUCGGCAAUGUGGUCAUAAUAGCUGCAAAUUUUGGAAGUAAUAGUAUUGUAUGGACUGCGAAAGAGAAGCGUCUUAUUGGAGGUGGCUCAAACAAGGUUGGUGAGAACUUGCUGCAACAUUUUUGCCGCCUUUGCAAAGACCAUUUAGACAAGGAAUUUCAGGACUUGCGUAGGAGUCGGUUAAAAUAUGUUCCAGUUAUCAAAGAUCCACUGAAAGUAUUUGGUGAUGUUAAAAUCGAUCGUGUGAGUCGAGUUUUUACCCAGGUUUCGGAAUUGUUUGUUUUAACGUCAAUGAUUGCUAAGCAGUUAAAAGAGCUUCCAAACUGCCUGAAGAUCUUACUAAUUAAGUUAUCGCAAUACCAAAAGGAAAUUAUGCAGUUGUUGGCAGCUCCUUCCUUUGAUAGCCUUGGUGGAGAUCAGCAUACAUCUUCAGAGAUUGCUGAUGUGACGAAGAAGGAAGUUAAAACCCGUGAACAGACGGCUACCGAGAGACGUGCAGAAGCUCUAGAACAGUUGGAUUUAUCGUUGUUCAAGCCUGUGUACUCGAAAGGUAAAGAAGAUCUAGUGACCACCAAGAACUACUUUACUAAACUUGCUCAUCAGAUACAAGAUCCUGCAGUUCAGGAGACAGUAUUGAAAAACGUGAGUUCGUUCAGGGGUGCCAAAAUGCUUUUUGGGCAAGCGGUUAGUGAUAUCGUGAGGCAGCAAGUCGGACAGGAACGUGGUAUUUCAUCACCAGAGGUUUCCGAAUGCGAAGGGGAGCAUUCGUGCAUCCACGUAAAUGAUGGAGCCGUUACAUAUGUGUUUAACCGUAGCGGGGGUCAGCCAUAG